This is a messenger RNA of Plectropomus leopardus (leopard coralgrouper), 461 nucleotides long. RefSeq names its product cocaine- and amphetamine-regulated transcript-like (gene cartl). NCBI's taxonomy places the organism in Eukaryota, Metazoa, Chordata, Actinopteri, Perciformes, Serranidae. The record is from RefSeq and is a predicted model, not a curated record. Gene Ontology annotation, biological process: cellular response to starvation; adult feeding behavior; positive regulation of MAPK cascade. Gene Ontology annotation, molecular function: neuropeptide hormone activity.
ACCCUCUGCUUCUCCAGUCCUGAACUGCCGCCUCCUGUCGGGACCUCCGCCCUCCUCCUCCUGCACCGGGACCAGCACCAUGGAGAGCUCCGGGCUGCUCCGCGGGCUGCUGUGCGUCGGCCUGCUGUCCGUCCUGUGUUGCGGUCAGGCGUCCCAGGAAGUCUCUGCAGAGGACUUUGGAGUGGACCAACCCGGGCCAGCCGCAGACAGAGACCUGAUGGAGGCACUGGAGGCUGUGCUGGGCAGGAUGCAUCAUCGGAUUUCCUCCACUGAGAAAAGAGGCAGCAUUCCAGUGUGUGGGAUGGGUGACCGGUGUGCCAUGAAAUUCGGCCCUCGCAUCGGGAAGCUCUGUGACUGCACCAGAGGAGCCAACUGCAACUCCUACCUGCUCAAGUGCAUCUGAUGUUACGAGGACUUUUAUUUUUCACAAACACAGCAUCACUUGUGCAGGACCAAACAUU